GUUCGCGAUGCUAUUAUCGGCCUUGUAGACGGCCUUACGGUACCUUUCGCUUUAACGGCUGGCUUGUCUUCGUCAUGUGACGCUAACGUCACAACAUCCUCGGCGGCCCCGCGGAGCUCUUCUCGGGAAGCAUCAGCAUGGGUCUCGGCGCGUACCUCGUAGCCCUGACAGAUCGCAACCACUAUGACGUCGAAAUUGAGCGCGAGCGACGGCAAGUCCUCAACUAAGCGGAUCAGGAGGAUCAAGAGAUGUAUAAGUUUUUUGCUGGUUAUGGGUUGGGUAAGGUGGUUUGCCCGCUUGCGAGGCAAUUUAAAGGUGAUCCAGAGGCUUUAUGGUGGUCUUUGAGCUUAAGCUGGAAAGGCCGAAGAACUCCAAGUGGUUGGAAAUCAGCACUAGGAAUGGGAGUAUCAUACUUCCUCGCUAAGUUCUUCGGAUACCUCUGGUUUCAAUUUGCUCACAAUGGUGGACUCAUCCCCAUGAUCCCUUACUUCGCAGUAAACAAUGUGGAUAGAGCGCUCUUCAACUCUAGUGUUACAUGUGUCGUAUUGCUCAUCUUCGGGUAUUGCAAAGCUAUUACAACAGGGACGACGAAUAAUUCGGCGCUGUAUGGCGCGAUGGAGGCGCUGGCUAUUGAGGGUGUGAGUUAUUAGAUUGUGAGGGUGUGAAUCAGGGGCUAUGUGGAAUAAUGUGGAAUAUGGGAAUGGAAAGCCUAUAGUUAAAGUUUUAGGUUCGUUAGAUAGAUGUUUUUUUGCUGGUCGGGUCACGAAUAGAGGCUGACACCGUUUUUAAAUUGUACACCGAAAUCAACGCAGCGAAAUACGAUCCGAAUUGUAGAAAUUCGAACUCUAAUUUUACAGUUUAAACACGGUAUAAUACAUGUAAUAACUACUCGUGAAAAGAAACCAAG
Messenger RNA from Hyaloscypha bicolor E, 907 nucleotides. RefSeq lists its product as uncharacterized. The transcript has 4 exons. Gene Ontology annotation, molecular function: manganese ion transmembrane transporter activity. Bases 249 to 650 code for a protein of 133 amino acids. Gene Ontology annotation, biological process: intracellular manganese ion homeostasis. Lineage: Eukaryota; Fungi; Ascomycota; Leotiomycetes; Helotiales; Hyaloscyphaceae. The record is from RefSeq and is a predicted model, not a curated record.